AGGCCGGGCGGGGGGCGCGGGGCCGGGCGGCGGGAGGGGGCACGCGGCUAGCUGUCCGCGGCCUGGGCUUCUCCGCACCCCCGCUCUGCCUUUGUUCCUCCAAAGCCCCCCCGCCCAGGGGGAGACCCCUGCCUUGGGGGGUGCGGCCCUGCGCUACGGAGUGGAACCCCCCACCCAGCCCGCAGCUUCGGGGUCCUGGUCUGGGGUGGGUAGGGGGCCACCCCUCGGGCGCGCCCCGAUUCUGCUCUCCGGGGGAGGGGGGCGCGGAGGCCUCGCCUUCCACCCCCCACCCCCACCGCCCCUAAGCCGGGCGGCUUUGCUCUUUGGGACGCACUCCGCGGCUGCAAAAGGGGAGCCUUCUCAGCAAACGGCCAGUCUUGGUUCUUCAGAAUGAAGCACUUUAUUCACAGCGGCGUUCCUAUACUAGUGAGGAUGAAGCCUGGAAGUCUUUCCUGGAAAACCCGCUCACUGCAGCAACCAAAGCGAUGAUGAGUAUCAAUGGCGAUGAGGACAGUGCCGCCGCGCUGGGCUUGCUCUAUGACUACUACAAGGUUCCUCGCGAGAGAAGGUCAUCAGCAGCAAAGGCAGAUGUUGAGCACGCCGAGCCGGACCAUAGCAAAAGAAACGUACCAAACGUGACGGAGCAGCCCCUCAUCUCUGCUGGCGAGAACAGGGUGCAAGUGCUGAAGAACGUGCCGUUCAACAUCGUCCUUCCCCACGGCAACCAGCUGGGCAUUGACAAGAGAGGACACCCAACGGCCCCCGACACCACGGUCACCGUCUCCAUCGCGGCAAUGCCCACCCACGCCAUCAAGACGGAGAGCCAGCCCCAUGGCUUCGCUGUGGGCAUCCCCCCAGCAGUGUAUCACCCUGAGCCCACGGAGCGCGUGGUGGUUUUCGACAGGAACCUGAACGCUGACCAGUUCGGCUCCGGUGCUCAACCUCCAAAUACGCAAAGGCGCACUCCAGACUCUACCUUCUCGGAGACCUUCAAGGAAGGCGUUCAGGAGGUAAAAACAACAAAAAAGUGCUACGCGGGCCAAGUCAGUUUUCGUCAGAGGCCUGCCAGCCUCCUGUUUGCAGCCCUUGCUGGGAACAACUUUGAAUACACCCUGGAAGCCUCCAAAUCGCUCCGACAGAAGCCAGGAGACAGCACCAUGACAUACCUGAACAAAGGCCAGUUCUACCCUGUCACGCUAAAGGAAGUGAGCGGCAACGAGGGCGUCCACCACCCCAUCAGCAAAGUCCGCAGUGUGAUCAUGGUGGUUUUUGCUGAGGACAAGAGCAGAGAGGACCAGCUGAGGCACUGGAAGUACUGGCACUCGCGGCAGCACACGGCGAAACAAAGGUGUAUUGACAUAGCUGACUACAAAGAAAGCUUCAACACCAUCAGCAACAUUGAGGAGAUCGCUUAUAAUGCCAUUUCUUUCACUUGGGACAUUAACGAUGAAGCAAAGGUUUUCAUCUCUGUGAACUGCUUGAGCACAGACUUCUCUUCUCAGAAGGGUGUGAAGGGGUUGCCUCUGAACAUCCAGAUUGACACCUACAGCUAUAACAACCGCAGCAACAAGCCUGUGCAUCGGGCAUACUGCCAGAUAAAGGUCUUCUGUGACAAGGGAGCCGAACGGAAGAUCAGAGAUGAAGAACGAAAACAAAGCAAAAGAAAAGGCAAGUGCACUGACCCCAGCUCCCAGUUGAACGCCUUUUCUGACGUCAAAGUACCACUUCUUCCCUCUCACAAGCGCAUGGACAUCACGGUUUUCAAGCCCUUCAUUGAUCUCGACACGCAGCCUGUCCUCUUCAUCCCCGACGUGCACUUUGCCAGCCUUCAGCGGGGUGCUCACGUCCUUCCCAUUGCCUCAGAAGAAUUGGAGGGUGAAGGGUCCAGCUUGAAGAGGGGGCCGUACAGCUCGGAAGACGACUUUGUGAUCCCGCCUCCUGCUAAGCUGACCCGGGUAGAAGAACCAAAGAGAGUGCUGCUCUACGUGCGGAAGGAGUCAGAAGAAGUCUUCGAUGCCCUGAUGCUCAAGACUCCAUCCUUGAAAGGCCUGAUGGAAGCUAUCUCUGACAAAUAUGAUGUUCCCCAAGAAAAGAUAGGCAAGAUCUUCAAGAAGUGUAAAAAAGGGAUCCUGGUGAACAUGGAUGACAAUAUCGUGAAGCAUUACUCCAACGAAGACACCUUCCAGCUGCAGAUGGAAGAGUCCGGGGGAUCGUUCAAGCUCACCCUCACUGAGAUCUGAGGACGCCCCGCCCACGACUCCCAGCAAGCUCAGCGAAGCUGUCACCUGGGCCUUUGGGGUUGGCAGGCCACAGGUUUGCCAGUCGGCCACCUUCCAAAUGUGGGUGGAUGUCAGUGGAAGUUGGAGGUGGCGCUGCUUUUGGCUUGGAGAUAGCAUUGAAUGUAUUGCAUUGACGUUUUUCAGAUGACCCCAGAAAGCAUAUUUGAAUUUUCUGCUAUAAAUACUUAGGAUUAAAAGUGGAAACUUUGUUCCAAGAUUUGCUAGGUUACCUGGGAACCUUUAGGAUAUCUGCUACAUUAUUUAUGGAACUGUCUCUUCAGCACGGUGCAGGUCAGACUCGGUGUGACUCUGACCGCCUCAGGUCAUGGGCACGGUGCCCCCACCAGACAGGGGCGCCCUCUCUCCUCGGCCUCUCAUUCCCCAGUAAGUGUUUACUCCAACAGGGCAGGUUACCGAAAUCUUCCUUUGCGACUGUCUUGAACAUAUCAGCUGCCUCUAUUAUGAAGAACCGGACGCGGACAGCGCGCCUCCGCCAGGCCGAAGCCGCGUGUGUGCAAGCGCAAUGCGUCCUGAAGGCCUGUGUCUGUAAAUGUGUACAUACCUGUCUUAUAGAAAUAGAUAAUAUAUACGUGUGGUGUCUGUACAUACAGUGAGGAGACGCGAUGAGGUCUACCCUGAGGACUUUCUUGAGAGGAUAAGUUAUUUCAGACCACGUACACCCAGCAGGUAGCAUGCUGUGCUUAGUGAAUCCCACUCACAAGCUUUCUCUGGGUUUUCCCAAACACAGCCACCAUUCUGUAGCCUAGCAAAACCUCAGUUGACAGAGAUGCUGCACGCUCUUGAGAAGGUUGUUAUUUGGAUGUCUGCACUGUUUAACAAAUGAAGUAAAGGAAACAGCACUACCGCAGCUCACGUCUGCCAUGUCCGCUAGUAUCAGUCAGGCGUCCCCGACAGCGGGAAUAAACACGGUGAUCACGGCACAUACUGUCGUCACCAUGAACCAGGAGAUGCAACUCGGGACGGAGUACUUCCAGAUCUCUGUGCUACAGGAAAUGACUUCUGUUUUAUCACGUUUCAGAACCUCCAGGCUUUGAUUGUCUUGUAUGCUAACAGUUCUACAAAGCAUUCAUGAGUUUAUGAAACUGUAUUGCUAUGGGGAACAUUUUUAUACGUGUUUAAAUAUAUAAAAAUACUAAAGAGUGUAAUUUUGUAACAGAAAUAAAAAUCGCAGGUAUCUUUAGGUUCAGGGAAGUAGAAUAGGCUAUUUGUAUACAUAGGAUUGAUAGUUACAUUCUUCCAUUAAAAUAUUCUAAUGAAGUAUGUGAACUUAAUUGCUGGCUUUCCAAGAUAAGAUGUUAUGGGACACGGGUCAUAUAACAAUAUUUUGUAUUUUGUUUUAUGGAAUUGAUUUUGUCUUGUUUUUAAUUGUAUAAUUGAAGAUGUAUUUUAAACCAAAGGGAUUAAAUUUUAUAUGUCAAUUUCGUAA
Bubalus bubalis (water buffalo) is the source of this 3726-nucleotide messenger RNA. RefSeq names its product grainyhead like transcription factor 1 (gene GRHL1). The transcript is spliced from 16 exons. NCBI's taxonomy places the organism in Eukaryota, Metazoa, Chordata, Mammalia, Artiodactyla, Bovidae. Gene Ontology annotation, molecular function: RNA polymerase II cis-regulatory region sequence-specific DNA binding; DNA-binding transcription activator activity, RNA polymerase II-specific. Gene Ontology annotation, cellular component: nucleus. The coding region runs from base 486 to 2240 and encodes 584 amino acids. Gene Ontology annotation, biological process: regulation of transcription by RNA polymerase II. The record is from RefSeq and is a predicted model, not a curated record.